This is a messenger RNA of Drosophila innubila, 2668 nucleotides long. Its product is annotated as facilitated trehalose transporter Tret1. Gene Ontology annotation, cellular component: membrane. The transcript is spliced from 8 exons. Gene Ontology annotation, molecular function: transmembrane transporter activity. Bases 403 to 2550 code for a protein of 715 amino acids. Gene Ontology annotation, biological process: transmembrane transport. Lineage: Eukaryota; Metazoa; Arthropoda; Insecta; Diptera; Drosophilidae. The record is from RefSeq and is a predicted model, not a curated record.
AAGCGCACAAAAUAUCGGCAGCAUUGAAUUGGUAAAAAGAAAUUAAGACAAUUUAAACAUAUUAACACGUACUCGAAGCAAUAAAUUGUGUCAAAAAAUUCGACGCUCCCAAGCGAAUACUAAAAUAAAACAAAAAAAAAAAAAUAUGCGAAAGAAAGUUAACAACAUCAAGAGCAUAAUAACAAUAUCAGUGACGAACCCUUUUGAAUUUUGAGUAAUUAGCUCUCGAAAAUACGACAAAUCAAAAUAUUGCGUUAAGUUUGAUGUGUUAAAUUGGGGACAUUAAGUUGAAGAAAAUGUUAUCUUUUUGGUUAGUUGUAUGAAACAAAAAAAAAAAACAAUCGUUAACAAUAAAACAAAAACAUAGAGAAUAUUUUUCAAACAAAUCAAGUAUACGCCACGAUGUUCAAUGGCAAGACAGCAGUGCCGCCUGAGAAAAAUGGCGCGCUGAACGACCGUCCAUUAUUUAUGCAAAAUGGUAACAACCGACGCAUUUCCGGUGUCAUCGAUGUGGAAGUGAGCAACUUUCGACGGGCCCUGCCACAGUUUCUAGCUGUUAGUAUUAAGAACAUAUUGCUAUUCGGUUAUGGCAUGACUUUGGGCUUCCCCACAAUUGUAAUACCCGCCAUACAGGGCGGCGAAGGACGCAGCGAUUCUCACAAUGGCGAAAUAGUGCUUAACAAAGACGAAAUAUCAUGGUUCAGUUCGAUUAAUUUAAUCUGCGUACCGCUGGGUUGCCUCUUCUCGGGCCUACUAACUCAACCGCUGGGCAAGCGUCGAGCUAUGCAGUUUGUCAACCUGCCCAUACUGGCUGCAUGGCUAAUGUUUCACUUUUCAACGCGCACGGAGCAUCUGUAUGCAGCUUUAUGCUUGGCUGGUCUUGGCGGCGGUUUGAUGGAGGCACCAGUGCUCACAUAUGUGGCUGAGAUCACAGAACCAAAGUAUCGGGGCAUCUUGUCAGCACUUGGAACCACGUGUGUGAUCACAGGCGUUUUUGUGCAGUUCAUACUUGGCUCUCUGAUGGAUUGGAGGAGUGUGGCAGCUGUGAGUGCAGCCUUUCCGGUGUUAACUAUUGUGAUGCUGUGCUUUGUGCCCGAGAGUCCCAUUUGGCUGAUACGGGAGCAUCGUUUCCACGAGGCGGUUAAAUCACUGCAAUGGUUACGUGGUUGGGUCCCGGAGCACAUGAUUGAAGCGGAGUUCAAUCAGCUGUACGAUGAGCUCAUCACACAAAAGGCCAUCGAGGAGGCUUCCGAUGGAGGAGCAACGUCACCAAGUCUGUGCAGCAGGCUUAAGAGGCGUCUGCGCAUGUGGCGUAAGCGCACAUUUUUGGCACCAUUCCUGCUGGUCUCCUUCACCUUCUUUACGGGUCACUUUUCCGGUAAGACGCCGCUGCAAACGUACGCCGUACAGAUCUUUCAUACGCUGAAGGCUCCCAUGAAUAAAUACCAUGCCACCAUACUGCUUGGAGUGGCAGAGAUGAUAUCCACUAUACUGGGUGUAAUCCUGAUACAUUUUACGGGCAAGCGGCCAUUGGUUCUGGUAUCCACAGUGGGCACAGGACUUUGCUUCCUCGGCACAGCGACAUAUGCCCAUUUUCUUAACGAAGUGCCUGGUUUUGGGGUUAACAAUGUGGUGAUCAAUGCCUCGGCGAUUGUUCCCAAGGAGAGCAUCAUAUCGCAGGCAAACAUAUCAAAAAUAUUCGAGAAUCAACGCCAGGAUGAGCAGCAACAGAAGCAACAACAGUUGACGACCAUGUGGCCAGAGCUGGAGUUGGAGUUGGACACAACAGAGUCAUGGAAUCGUAGCAAACGUGAGCUGGACACCACCUUACAGCCAAUAGAGGAACAGGAACUGGAGAUCACAACGUUGCUGCCAGUUCCGGCUGCAAUUCCAGCAUCAACAGUUCGUAGCGAACUGAUGCCCUCGAAGCCGCCAAUAGUGGAGGAUCUGCUGCUGACAGUUCCCAAGCAGGAGACCAACUAUUUAGUCUGGGUGCCUCUGAUACUCUUGCUGCUGUCAGCCUUCUUCUCGCAUCUGGGCAUACGCAUGAUACCCUGGGUACUCAUUGGCGAGGUCUUUCCCGCUGACAUACGCAGCAGCGCUUCAGGAUUUUCCGGUGGCGUUGGUUAUGUCUUUGGCUUUUUGGCCAAUAAACUUUUCCUUUUCAUGCUGACGACAUUGACGUUGCCGGGCACAUUUGCUUUCUAUGCCACCGUCGCCUUCAUUGGCACCAUUGUCCUCUACUUUACUCUCCCCGAGACCGAGGGUCGCACACUGGGCGAAAUCGAGGCACAUUUCUCAAAGAAAUCGGACAUGAAUCUACUGCGCAAGCAGCCAUCACCAAAAGAAAUCGAAAAGCAACAGCAACCGAAUCAGUCCAAUGCUAUACACCUGGAUAACCUACAGAACCUCCAUGUGCCGAUCAGCUCGCAACAGCAAUCAAAGAUAAUCCAUCUGCAGCAAAGCGACUUUGCGCCUCAAACAAACCGUUCUCUCAGCGGUACCGCCAAUCUCGCCUUCGAGGAAAGCAGUAAUACUACGCAUCUAUAAUUAGAGUACUUUAGACACAUUUGUAAUUUGCAACUUUCACCCUUUCACUUAACUACUUGACAAUCCAGUGAUAUUUAUAAGCAACAAAGCAAUACAAUACCAAAAAAUUUAAUUUGAA